Herpailurus yagouaroundi (jaguarundi) is the source of this 3126-nucleotide messenger RNA. RefSeq names its product butyrylcholinesterase (gene BCHE). Gene Ontology annotation, molecular function: acetylcholinesterase activity. Gene Ontology annotation, biological process: choline metabolic process; acetylcholine catabolic process. The coding region runs from base 129 to 1937 and encodes 602 amino acids. NCBI's taxonomy places the organism in Eukaryota, Metazoa, Chordata, Mammalia, Carnivora, Felidae. The record is from RefSeq and is a predicted model, not a curated record. The transcript has 4 exons. Gene Ontology annotation, cellular component: plasma membrane.
UGUAAUGUCAGUGCAGUCCAAUUUACAGGCUGGAGCAGCAGCUGCAUUCUGCAUUUCCCUGAAGUAUUCCAUGACUUCCAUUCCUUGCAAACUUUAUCAUCUUUUGUUGCAGUGAGUCAGAAAUCAAUAUGCAGAGCAAGGGUACAAUCAUAAGCAUCCAAUUUCUCUUGCGGUUUCUUCUGCUCUGGGUGCUCAUUGGGAAGUCACACACGGAAGAAGACAUCAUAAUUACAACCAAGAAUGGAAAAGUCAGAGGGAUGAACUUGCCAGUUCUUGAUGGCAAGGUGACAGCCUUUCUGGGAAUUCCCUAUGCACAGCCACCUCUUGGUAGACUUCGAUUCAAAAAGCCACAAUUCUUGACCAAGUGGUCCGAUAUUUGGAAUGCCACAAAAUAUGCAAAUUCUUGCUAUCAGAAUGCAGAUCAAAGUUUCCCAGGCUUCCCUGGAUCAGAGAUGUGGAACCCAAACACUGAUCUCAGUGAAGACUGUUUAUACCUGAAUGUGUGGAUUCCAACACCUAAACCAAAAAAUGCUACUGUAAUGAUAUGGAUCUAUGGUGGUGGUUUUCAAACCGGAACAUCAUCUUUACCUGUUUAUGAUGGCAAGUUUCUGGCUCGGGUUGAAAGAGUUAUUGUAGUUUCAAUGAACUAUAGGGUGGGUGCCCUAGGAUUCUUAGCUUUACCAGGAAAUCCUGAGGUACCAGGGAACAUGGGCUUAUUUGAUCAACAGUUGGCACUACAGUGGGUCCAAAAAAAUAUAGCAGCCUUUGGUGGAAAUCCUAAAAGCGUAACUCUCUUUGGAGAAAGUGCAGGGGCGGGUUCAGUUAGCCUUCAUUUACUUUCUCCUAGAAGCCAGCCAUUGUUUACCAGAGCCAUUCUGCAAAGUGGAUCCUCUAAUGCCCCUUGGGCAGUAAUGUCUCUGGAUGAAGCCAAGAACAGAACACUGACCUUAGCUAAAUUUAUUGGUUGCUCUAAAGAAAAUGACACAGAGAUAAUCAAAUGCCUUCGAAACAAAGAUCCCCAGGAAAUUCUACUGAAUGAACUAUUGGUUGUCCCCUCUGAUACUCUUUUAUCUGUAAACUUUGGUCCAGUCGUGGAUGGUGAUUUUCUCACUGAUAUGCCAGACACACUACUCCAACUUGGACAGUUCAAAAAAACCCAGAUCUUGGUGGGUGUUAAUAAAGAUGAAGGGACAGCAUUUUUAGUAUAUGGUGCUCCUGGUUUCAGCAAAGAUAAUGACAGUAUCAUAACUAGAAAAGAAUUUCAAGAAGGUUUAAAAAUAUAUUUUCCAGGAGUGAGUGAAUUUGGAAGGGAAGCGAUUCUUUUUUAUUAUGUGGACUUGUUAGAUGAUCAGAGAGCUGAAAAGUACCGUGAGGCCUUGGAUGAUGUUCUUGGAGAUUACAAUAUCAUAUGCCCUGCAUUGGAGUUCACCACAAAAUUCUCAGAAUUGGGAAAUAAUGCCUUUUUCUACUAUUUUGAACACCGAUCUUCCCAACUUCCUUGGCCAGAAUGGAUGGGAGUGAUGCAUGGUUAUGAAAUUGAGUUUGUCUUUGGUUUGCCUCUGGAAAGAAGAGUUAACUACACAAGAGCUGAGGAAAUUUUGAGCAGAUCCAUCAUGAACUACUGGGCAAAUUUUGCAAAAUAUGGAAAUCCAAAUGGAACCCAGAACAACAGCACACGAUGGCCUGCCUUCAGAAGCACCGAUCAAAAAUAUUUAACCUUGAAUGCAGAGUCACCAAAAAUAUACACUAAACUACGUGCUCAACAAUGCCGAUUCUGGACACUAUUUUUUCCCAAAGUCUUGGAAAUGACAGGAAAUAUUGAUGAAGCAGAACGAGAAUGGAGAGCAGGAUUCUAUCGCUGGAACAAUUACAUGAUGGACUGGAAAAAUCAAUUUAAUGAUUAUACCAGCAAGAAAGAAAGCUGUGCAGGUCUCUAAUUAAUAGUUUUACCCUUUAUAGAAUGUUCAUUUUCCUAUAGAUCAAGGUAAAAAUAUCACUAGCUCUCUUACACACCAUGUAAGAAAGCUAUUAUACUGCUGAAACAAAAAUGCCAGAAGGAUAAUAUCGAUUCCUCACAUCUUUCACUUAGUAUUAUACCUAGCAUUUCAAAACCCAAAUGGCUAGAAUAUGUUUAAUUAAAUUUCACAAUAUAAAGUUUGACAAUUAAUUUUAUGCAUAUUAAAAUGAUUUGUAGCUUCAAAUUCUCUUUCCUGAAUAACCUUAAGAAUUUUUUCUCUCAAAAAAUACCUGUAUUCUACUUUUAGUUGCAUAUGUAUGUUUAUGGCCACUCAUAAAAAAAGGUAUCUUUUUAAAAUGAACUAGGUUUUGAGGGGCACCUAAGUGGCUCAGUCAGUUAAGCAUCUGGGUUAGGAGAAUUCUUGCCUGGACCCAGAAAUAUUAGGAUUUUCAAAAGGAAAUUGUUUAAUUCCAGGAAAGAAAUUGUUGUACUUUCUGUAGACAAAUGAUAUUAUUAUUAUAAUUUAAAAAAUUACAAAACUGCAUUUACUAACUGGCAUGGCAACUAAAGACAUCCAUGAAUAAAUUAAUCGAGUAGUUCAGUAAAGAGGAGAAGUCAGAGAUUUUAAGUUCCAGAAAAGGGCACUGCAAGUUGAUUGUGUUAAUUAAGCAUUGAAAACUGACACCCAGGAUAGGACAAAGUGAGUUCGUAGAUCUGUAGACUGUUAGUUAAAGCAUGUCCCAUUGUUCAUUGGCCAUAAGGAUGUUCAUAGUUAGAGACAGUGUGGUUUUGCCAUCCUCACUCAAGGUCAUUCAGAGUUCAGGCUACCUUAUCAUCUUCAGUUGGUUAGAGGGAGUCAUUAUACAAGUCAAGUCAGUUUUGAUAAUCACUUCAGUGCUGCUGUAAAUGGAUAUUUUUGCUUUAUAGUUCUUCCUUCAUCCUGUGAUGGAAGGAAGGAAGGAAAGGAAAGGAAGGAAGGAAAAAAUACCACAAAUAAUAGGUGAAUGAGCAGGCAUUUCAUUCCACACCACCAUCUUUGUUUUGGGUGCCAUUCUUCCAGGAUCCAUUAUGUUUUUCUGAAUCAUUUGAGCCUCCUUUCGAUGUAGAACCCUCUGAGAUAUGAAAUGAGAUGAUGCCUGUUCAACAUCAUUAAAGACCCUUUAAAGAUA